UUUAUGUUAGUCUGUUGGCUGCAUUAGAUGGAUGUUAUUCUGUAGAUUUGCCGCUUGUUGAGGCAGUGUGACACAAUUCAACGUGCAUUUGGAUAAUAUAAAAUUGUUAUAUUAAAAUGGUAAAGCUAACGCCGGAUUUAAUUCAACAAUCCAUGCAAUAUAUUAAUCCUGUGAAAGAUCGUGAAUUGGAUCUGAGAGGAUAUAAGAUACCCACUAUUGAAAAUUUGGGAGCUACACUGGACCAAUUUGAUACAAUAGAUUUUUCUGACAAUGACAUACGCAAGCUGGAUGGUUUUCCUUUAUUAAAAAGAAUCAAAACGCUCUUCUUCAAUAAUAAUCGCAUUGUCAGGAUUGCUGAGGGUCUUGAACAUUGUAUUCCAAACCUUGAAACUUUAAUGCUUACGGGAAAUAUGAUUCAGGAACUUGGCGAUUUGGAACCUCUGAUACCACUUAAGAAUCUGACAAAUUUGUGUCUUCUACAAAAUCCAGUAUCUGCAAAGCCACAAUACAGACAAUACAUUAUAUACAGAUUGCCACAGCUGCGCCUACUGGAUUUUAGAAAAAUUAAACAAAAGGAACGUGAGGCAGCCUUAGAAUACUUUAGAAGUAAAAAAGGCAAAGAACUGGCACGUGAGAUAGCCAAGAAAGCAAAGACCCAAGUACCGGGCAUAAGUACUAUGGACAAACCACCAACAAAUGCAGACGAACGUUUGAAAAUUAGAGAUGCCAUAUCAAAUGCCUCGUCACUGGAAGAAGUUCAGAGACUCAGUAAAUUACUACAGGCUGGCCAUAUACCUGGUGAUGACAGACAGCACAAUGGAAAUUCAAAAACAGAUGCAAUGGAAGAAGAAGAUGAUUGAUCGUAGGACAGAUCUCUAAGUAUUAGAUUAGGUACUACGAUAAAGUCAUUCAGUAAGUAUGCGGCGCCCUUAAAAUGAAAAGAGGAAGACCAACAACUUUAGUUAUUAAGCUCAUAAGAAACUGUACACUACACAAAUACAGUAUCGAUUUUUUUAAAAUGUAUCAACCAGAACGGAACAGACGCAAUGAUCUUUGCGUGUAAUAAAACUCUUUAUUGAUUAAAAGGACUUUGAAGCGAU
Cephus cinctus (wheat stem sawfly) is the source of this 1100-nucleotide messenger RNA. RefSeq names its product probable U2 small nuclear ribonucleoprotein A' (gene U2A). Gene Ontology annotation, cellular component: U2 snRNP. NCBI's taxonomy places the organism in Eukaryota, Metazoa, Arthropoda, Insecta, Hymenoptera, Cephidae. Gene Ontology annotation, molecular function: U2 snRNA binding; protein binding. Bases 117 to 860 code for a protein of 247 amino acids. The record is from RefSeq and is a predicted model, not a curated record. The transcript is spliced from 4 exons. Gene Ontology annotation, biological process: mRNA splicing, via spliceosome.